UGACGGGCACCGAAAAGGGGGAAAAGUUCUCGUCAAGGAUGGUUUUCGGUAUUUGAGGAACAAAGUGACUAAAACUACAAUAUACUGGAGAUGCUGGAAACCAAUAUGCGGCUCUCUUGUCCAAACAAAUGUAUUUGACGUCCGUUCCGAUAAUCCGAACAUUAAUAUCUGGAGAGAGACAGAUCAUAAUCACGAAUCUGACGACGACAUGAUCGAAUAUGCGAGAUUUGUUAUGGAGUUAAAAAAAGAAAUUAGAAGAAAUCCGUCUACAACAAUUAAGCGAAUUUAUGAUGCUGGAUUGAUUAAAAAGGUGCGUAGAGGAGAUUCUCGGGAAUUUAUACCCGAUUUUUUAAAGAUACGACCUAUCUUGGCACGGGCAAGAAGAAAAAUCCUACCUUCAGUUCCGAAAACCACUACAGAUGUUGUUAUUGAGGGCCAAUGGACAAAGACUUGGUCUAAUUAUGAUUUUCUCUUGGACCACGAUGUAGACUGGGGAGUGACACUUUUUGGGACGGCAGAAAACAUUCGACGACUUCAAAAAUGUAAAGAUGUAUACAUGGAUGGGACAUUCCGGACUUGUCCAAAUCCUUAUACCCAAGUUUUUACCAUUCACGGGAAUUAUAGAAAUAGAGUGCUGCCAUUCGUUAUGGGGUUGAUGGUGGGUCGAACGGUAGGGCACUAUCGUCACGUUUUGGGCGUUGUCAAAGCAGCAGUGAGAAGAGAAUCGGGACAUAGAUGGAGACCUAGAAAAGUAAUUUCAGACUUCGAGCCAGCACUAACCAACGCCAUUGAAACUGAAUUACCAAAUGCUGAGCUUAGUGGUUGCUAUUUUCAUUUUACUCAAAGCCUGUGGAGUAAGAUUCAAGAAUUGGGACUCGCAACAAGAUACAGAAGACACAUACGAUUACGAAAAUGUUUACGCAAAUUUAUGGCGAUUGGAUAUCUGCCCGUAGCCUUAGUAAGGGCCAAUUUUCAAACUUUGGCAACAGCUCCAAGAACUUUACGACUAAUUAGACGUUGUCCAGAGCUACAAGAUUUCAUAACAUACAUGGAGAAUAAUUAUUUAGAAGGCGCCUUUCCACCAGCCUUGUGGAAUGUCCAUCAGAGAGAUAUGGAUAACCGCACCAACAACCAUGUAGAAGCAUUCCAUUGUGUAUGGAAUAAAAUAGUCUCAGAACGUCAUCCAUCUUUAUGGAUUUUCAUUCGUCAUAUCAAAGAUCUUCAAUCUAACGUCGAGAUCUCAGCUGAUGCGGCAGACAGAGGAGACCCUUCUCCAAAAAGAAGGUUAAAAUGGCGGCAGCUGGAGGCUAGAAUUACACGGCUGAAAGAUGAGUAUCACAGUGGGAGACGAAACCUUACAGAUUUUUGGGAUGCUGUAGCACACUGUAUUUCACAAUUUCGAUAAAACUGUAAAUGUCACAUUACACCAUCAAU
Molecule: messenger RNA, 1434 nt
Organism: Patella vulgata (common limpet)
Lineage: Eukaryota; Metazoa; Mollusca; Gastropoda; Patellidae
Exons: 2
Coding region: 209-1405 (398 amino acids)
Source: RefSeq, a predicted model, not a curated record